AACCCAUUCUCAGCCUCACCAACUUGACACUCCCGCUCCCAAUUCACAGUCUUUUUGUCUCUUCUCUAGACAUCAACAUGAAGUUCUCCGCUGUUUCUCUCGUUGCUCUUGCAGCUGGUGCUAUCGCUGCUCCGGCCCCGGUUGCUGCUCCUGAAGCUGCCCCAGAGCCAGGGUACAAGAACUAUGGAUCUUACCCAAAGCAGUACGCCCACUAUGGCAGCUACAACUACAAGAAGUACUCCAACUAUGGACACUACAAGCGGGAUGAAGAUGUAGAGAAGCGCGAGGCCGCACCCGAGGCUGAGCCAGAACCCGGCAAGUACUCUAACUAUGGAAGCUACCACUACAAGAAGUACUCCCACUAUGGCCACUACAAGCGUGAUGAAGACGUAGAAAAGCGUGGUGAUUACUCUGACUACGGAUCAUACCCUACCAAGUACUCUGACUACGGAUCAUAUCCUUCAAAGUACACUGACUACGGCUCUUACGACUACAAGACUUACGGAAGCUACGGCACGUACAAGAGAGCCAGAGACUGGGUCAAGUCAUUCUUCUAAUCUGGUAUUGAUACGGACUUGGGAGGAGGAGUUAAGCAAAAUUGCAUUGGCACGACGCACAGAAUUGUUCUUUAUGAACGACUUACGAUUCUCAACGAGAGACAUGUUUAAUGGUUGGGCAAGAUUGACUGAAUGGAGUACUUAUUUAUACUGAGUUGGGGAUUGCGGGCGAGUUUAAACAUAUUCUUAGACUCUCUUUAAUAAUAUUAGUAGAUUAUGCUCC
Messenger RNA from Fusarium graminearum PH-1, 780 nucleotides. RefSeq lists its product as uncharacterized. NCBI's taxonomy places the organism in Eukaryota, Fungi, Ascomycota, Sordariomycetes, Hypocreales, Nectriaceae. The record is from RefSeq and is a predicted model, not a curated record. The transcript has 6 exons. The coding region runs from base 78 to 557 and encodes 159 amino acids.